Pteropus alecto (black flying fox) is the source of this 4031-nucleotide messenger RNA. RefSeq names its product SH3 and multiple ankyrin repeat domains 1 (gene SHANK1). The record is from RefSeq and is a predicted model, not a curated record. Gene Ontology annotation, molecular function: ionotropic glutamate receptor binding; synaptic receptor adaptor activity. Gene Ontology annotation, cellular component: postsynaptic density; dendritic spine; postsynaptic membrane. Bases 45 to 4031 code for a protein of 1328 amino acids. The transcript has 24 exons. Lineage: Eukaryota; Metazoa; Chordata; Mammalia; Chiroptera; Pteropodidae.
GCCGCCUGUGAUGCUGCCGUCCCCCACCGCCCCGUGGCCCCACGAUGACACGCCGCCCCGCCUCAAGCGAGGACGAGGAACGCCACAGUGCCAGCGAGUGUCCCGAGGGGGGCUCAGAGUCCGACAGCUCCCCAGACGGGCCCGGGAGAGGCCUCCGGGGCACCCGGGGCCGGGGCAGUGGGGCGCCUGGUAGCCUGGCCUCCGUGCGAGGCCUGCAGGGCCGCUCCAUGUCUGUCCCCGACGACGCCCACUUCAGCAUGAUGGUCUUCAGGAUUGGCAUUCCGGACUUGCACCAGACAAAAUGCCUGCGCUUCAACCCUGAUGCCACCAUCUGGACAGCCAAGCAGCAGGUGCUCUGUGCCCUGAGCGAGAGUCUGCAGGACGUGCUCAACUACGGCCUGUUCCAGCCAGCCACCUCCGGCCGCGACGCCAACUUCCUGGAGGAGGAGCGGCUGCUGCGAGAGUACCCCCAGUCCUUCGAGAAGGGGGUGCCCUACCUGGAGUUCCGGUACAAGACCCGAGUUUACAAACAGACCAACCUGGAUGAGAAGCAGCUGGCCAAGUUGCACACCAAGACUGGGCUGAAGAAAUUCCUGGAGUACGUGCAGCUUGGGACGUCUGACAAGGUGGCCAGGCUGCUGGACAAGGGGCUGGACCCCAAUUAUCAUGACUCGGAUUCAGGAGAGACCCCCCUGACGCUGGCCGCCCAGACGGAAGGCUCCGUAGAAGUGAUUCGAACGCUGUGCUUGGGUGGAGCCCACAUCGACUUCCGGGCCCGAGACGGCAUGACAGCCCUGCACAAGGCCGCGUGUGCCCGGCACUGUCUCGCUCUUACGGCACUCCUGGACCUUGGUGGCUCCCCCAACUACAAGGACCGCCGGGGGCUGACCCCUCUGUUCCACACGGCUAUGGUGGGGGGUGACCCCCGCUGCUGCGAGCUGCUUCUGUACAACAGGGCCCAGCUGGGCAUAGCCGAUGAGAACGGCUGGCAGGAGAUCCACCAGGCCUGUCAGCGGGGUCACUCGCAGCAUCUGGAACACCUGCUCUUCUACGGGGCUGAGCCCGGAGCCCAGAACGCCUCGGGGAACACGGCCCUGCACAUCUGCGCUCUCUACAAUAAGGAGACUUGUGCUAGGAUCCUCCUCUACCGAGGGGCCAGCAAGGACGUGAAGAAUAACAAUGGACAGACCGCCUUCCAGGUGGCAGUGAUCGCCGGGAAUUUCGAGCUGGGGGAAUUAAUCCGAAACCAUCGAGAACAGGACACCGUACCCUUCCAGGAGUCCCCCAAGUAUGCCGCCCGGCGACGGGGGCCCCCCAGCGCCGGGCUGACCGUGCCCCCCGCGCUGCUGCGGGCCAACAGUGACACCAGCAUGGCCCUGCCCGACUGGAUGGUGUUCGCCGCCCCCUCCAGGGGGACGCCGCGGGAAGGGCCCACCGGGGGCACCGGCGGCUCAGCGGGGCCCGGCGGCUCCCUGGGCAGCCGUGGGAGGCGCCGGAAGCUCUACUCCGCGGUGCCCGGACGCUCCUUCAUGGCGGUGAAGUCCUACCAGGCCCAGGCCGAGGGGGAGAUCUCCCUGAGCAAGGGGGAGAAGAUCAAAGUGCUUAGCAUCGGGGAAGGCGGCUUCUGGGAAGGCCAGGUCAAAGGUCGCGUCGGCUGGUUCCCCUCGGACUGCCUGGAAGAGGUGGCGAACCGUUCGCAGGAGGGAAAGCAAGAAAGCCGCAGUGACAAGGCAAAGAGGCUCUUCCGGCACUACACCGUGGGCUCCUACGACAGCUUCGAUGCCCCAAGCUUGAUGGAUGGGAUUGGCCCAGGGAGGACUGAAGCUUUCCACGAGUGGACGUCUUACACGGGCGCGCACCCUCGGAGGAUCGCCCCGAGUGUGUUCGUGUCUUCUGUGAGGCUCUCGCAGACCCCCAUCGAGGAGUUCACCCCCACCCCGGCCUUCCCGGCCCUGCAGUACCUGGAGUCGGUGGACGAGGGCGGUGUGGCCUGGCGGGCAGGACUGCGGAUGGGGGACUUCCUCAUCGAGGUGAACGGGCAGAAUGUGGUGAAGGUCGGCCACCGGCAGGUGGUAAACAUGAUUCGGCAAGGGGGCAACACACUGAUGGUCAAGGUGGUGAUGGUCACCAGGCACCCGGACAUGGACGAGGCCGUCCACAAGAAAGCACCCCAGCAGGCUAAGCGGCUCCCGCCCCCGGCCAUCUCGCUGCGAUCCAAGUCUAUGACCUCAGAGCUGGAGGAGAUGGUCUCCCCUUGGAAGAAGAAGAGUGAGUACGAGCAGCCGCCGGCGCCCGUGCCCAGCAUGGAGAAAAAGCGGACGGUGUACCAGAUGGCGCUCAACAAACUGGACGAGAUCCUGGCGGCCGCUCAGCAGACCAUCAGCGCCAGCGAGAGUCCUGUGGCGGGGGGCCUCGCAUCCCUGGGCAAACACCGCCCCAAAGGAUUCUUUGCCACCGAGUCGAGCUUCGAUCCCCACCACCGCUCACAGCCAAGUUACGAGCGUCCUUCUUACCUGCCUCCAGGACCUGGGCUCAUGCUCCGGCAGAAAUCGAUCGAUUCGGGCAUUGAGGAGGUGGACAGUCGGAGCAGCAGCGACCACCCGCUGGAGACCAUCAGCAGCGCCUCCACGCUGAGCAGCCUGUCUGCCGAAGGCGGAGGCAGCGCAGGGGGUGGCGGCGGUGCUGGCGGAGCGAGUGUGGCCAGUGGGCCAGAGCUGCUGGACACGUAUGUGGCCUACCUGGACGGCCAGGCCUUCGGGGGCAGCGGUGCCCCCGGCCCGCCGUACCCUCCCCAGCUCAUGACUCCCUCUAAGCUCCGGGGCCGGGCGCUGGGGGCCAGCGGAGGCCUGCGGCCCAGCCCCAGUGGGGGACUUCGAGACCCUGUCACUCCCACCAGCCCUACGGUCUCAGUGACGGGGGCCGGAACCGAUGGGCUGCUGGCCCUGAGUGGUUGCUCGGGACCCUCGGCAGCAGGCGUCACUGGGGGUCCAGUGGCCGUAGAGCCGGAAGGCCCACCAGUGCCCUUGCCAUCCGCCACCUCCCUGCCUCGGAAGCUGCUGCCCUGGGAGGAGGGCCCCGGCCCACCGCCACCACCCCUGCCCGGGCCCCUGGCCCAGCCUCAGGCCUCAGCCUUGGCCACAGUAAAAGCCAGCAUCAUCAGUGAACUCAGCUCCAAGCUUCAGCAGUUUGGGGGCUCCUCAGCAGCUGGUGGCGCUCUGCCCUGGGCCCGGGGAGGCAGCGGGGGCAGCGGGGACAGCCACCACGGGGGAGCCAGCUACGUCCCUGAGAGGACCUCCUCUCUGCAGCGGCAGAGACUCUCGGAUGACUCCCAAUCCUCGCUCCUCUCCAAACCCGUCAGCAGCCUGUUUCAGAACUGGCCUAAACCACCUCUGCCACCACUCCCCACAGGAACGGGGGUCCCGCCUUCAGCUGCUGCGGCCCCGGGGGCCACCUCACCCUCAGCCUCGUCCUCCUCCACGUCCACCCGCCACCUCCAGGGUGUGGAGUUCGAGAUGCGGCCGCCUCUGCUCCGCCGGGCGCCCAGCCCCUCGCUGCUGCCCGCCUCGGAGCACAAGGUCAGCCCCGCGCCCCGGCCCUCGUCCCUGCCCAUCCUGCCUUCCGGACCCCUCUACCCGGGCCUCUUUGACAUGCGCAGCUCGCCCACGGGAGGGGCCGGAGGCUCGGCUGACCCCUUCGCUCCGGUCUUUGUGCCGCCGCACCCGGGCAUGUCCGGGGGGCUUGGCGGAGCCUUGUCGGGGGCCUCCCGCUCCCUGUCGCCCACCCGCCUGCUGUCGCUGCCCGCGGACAAGCCGUUUGGCGCGAAACCUCUGGGCUUCUGGACCAAGUUCGACGUGGCUGAUUGGCUGGAGUGGCUGGGCUUGGCGGAGCACCGAGCCCGCUUCCUGGACCACGAGAUCGACGGCUCCCACCUGCCCGCCCUGACCAAGGAGGACUACGUGGACCUGGGUGUGACCAGGGUGGGCCACCGCAUGAACAUCGACCGCGCGCUCAGAUUCUUCCUGGAGAGGUGA